Messenger RNA from Symbiodinium natans, 708 nucleotides. The record is from the annotation of a GenBank genome assembly. Lineage: Eukaryota; Dinophyceae; Suessiales; Symbiodiniaceae.
AUGCGCCGUCGUGCCUUGCCGCCGAUGGCGCCGGCUGCCUCCUGGAAUCGUUUUGGGACGAGACAUGGGAAGGCACUGGCAGUGGCUUUGGCAACAGGCUUGGUGUUCUCAGCUUCGACGGGCUUCGCGGCUUCUGCCAGCGCUGACGAGAGGAUUCCUCUGGACAGCCUCAAGGUUGGAAUGGAGGUGGAUGCCCAGAUCCUCUCAAAGCACAGAUUUAGUGGCUGGUUUGUCAACGUCGGUUCUGAGAAGCCCGCCUUCCUGGAAUUUGAGGAAGCCUGCGAUGGCUUCCCGAUGGAGGGAAUGUCCACGUGGCUUCGCGGAUCCACGCUGACGGCCCGCGUCCUGGAGAAUGACGGCGAAAAGAUUUGGCUGACCAAACGCAGCGGCAGUUUGGAGCGUCCCGAGCGCUUUCGAGUAUCUCCUGAUGAAAGUCAGAUAGCAGAGUUCAGUGGAAUCUCACCGACCGAAUGGGUCGACGCUGUGGUCUGCGGCAUGUUCCCUAAAGGAGCAUGGGUAAAGAUGACGGCGCCAUCUACGCGAAGUGAUUUCCGUUCCCUGCUGCGAAAAGAGCACUUUACGGAGUCCUUUGUAGAGCAGAGCCACGUCGGUAUGAAGAUCAAGGUGCGAGUGCUGAAGGUCGACGCGGGUCAGAAGCAGCUCUCCCUCAGCAUGCUGGAGCCAUCGGAGACUCCAUCGCAGGUGUAG